This is a messenger RNA of Symbiodinium sp. CCMP2592, 1644 nucleotides long. NCBI's taxonomy places the organism in Eukaryota, Dinophyceae, Suessiales, Symbiodiniaceae. The record is from the annotation of a GenBank genome assembly.
AUGGAAGGCCGCGUGAGCAACUUCAAGAAGGUCCUCGCCGACUUCGAGAGCCGGCUGCCGGGGGCGGACUUCGUCGCCAUCGACACGGAGCUGACGGGCGUGGACCUCGAGGGGGAGAUCGACUCCUUCGACGACUCGGCGCUGUCUCGCCUUGACCGGCACUGCCGCAUCGCCGAGCGGUACACGCUGAUCCAGCUGGGCUUGACCUUGGUCAGCCAGGAGCGGAAUGGCGGAAGGGAGGACGUCCUGAGCUUCGCGAGCUACAACCUCUUCGCCUUCCCAUACGCUGGCAACGACCUGAUUGGACGUGACCAAGGCUUCUUCUGCCAGGCCUCCGCCCUGCAGUUCAAUGCACGCAACAAUGUGGACUUUAAUACGUGGAUUCGCGAUGGAAUCCCGUACAUGAGCCGCGAGGAUGAGCGCCGCUACAAGAAGUACUACGCCAGCAUAGGAGGCAUUGCUGAUGAGAAGGUUGGCCUCUUGCGGCUUUGGAAAGCCCUUUGUGCUCGGCAGCUACCAUUCGUCGUGCACUGCCCGCUGGACCUCUUCUUCUUGCUGGCGGCCUUCGAGCGGCGGCCGCUGCCUCGCAACGACCCGCGGGCCAUGGCGCAGAUCAUCCGCCACUGUACGCCCAAGGUGGUGGACACGGCGCACCUUCACGGUGCCCUGGGCGGCUUCAAGCGCCUCGGCCUCACGAUGUUCGCGAAGGAUGCGAAGGCGAGGCACCGGGAGUUGGCGGGGAACGGGACCGUGCCCCACCUGAAGUUCCGCCUCGUCUCGGAGACGGCCAGUCGCUACGGUUCCCAAGCCGACCGGAACGAGCUGGCGCACGAGGCAGGUUUCGACUCCCUGAUGACAGCGCAGCUGUUCGCCUACCUUCGAGCCAUCUCGCCGACGCAAGUGCGCGAGGGCGCAAACCGGCUUUUCCUGUACAAGAGCAUCGAGUAUCUGGACUUGGACAGGGCGGCUCUAGAAGGGGAGGUUGGCGCCUGCAUGUUUGAUCUUAGCCGCGUUACGCUCCUUGUGGCUGCCUUGGACACCGUCGAUGGCAACGAUGCCCCCAGGCUCAUCACCAAUGCAGGGUAUCUGUGUAAGUCGAUCGACGCGCAGCACGUCCUCGUCGUGAUGAGGGCCUCUGGUGGUGCUGCUGUCCGCAAGGCAGCGGAGCUUGCAGGGAAGGUGCACGGCGUAGUUUCCUGGAUGGGCUUCGACGAGUGGCGACAGGGAGAGGCAGCCAAGGCCAAGUACCACAACGGGGACCGGCCGGAUCCCGGUCGGUCCACUGGGCGCCCCAGGAAUGGCGAUGUGGAUCCACCUGAGCUUGAGCCGCCGGCGGCGGAGCCCUUGACGGAGCUCUCGGUGGAGGCCUCCGCCUCCGCCCCGUCUCCAUCGCCCAAGGAGACGCCGCAGAUGGACCCCAUAGACAGACAGGCGCCGACGGAGCUACCGACAGGCGAUCCGGAUCCGGGGCUCGGCGAGGGCCUCCGGCGCUCCGUUGCUGGCAUCUUCAGGCAGAAACCGAAGCUCCUGGCCGGGGCCGGCCUUCUGCUUCUGUGGAUGCUUGCCCGGGCAGAAGUGGAUUCGGCAAUCUCCAGGCUGUUCCGGAAACUCUUCCGGGGAAGGCCCUUGCUGCGGAGUGCUUGA